AUGCUGGGCUUCCUGUCACGUGGUCCUCCAGUGAGGCUGUGCGUGGGCCUGGUGUGUGUCUUGUCCCUUUGGAACACAGUGUCUGGUAUCAAAGGAGAAGCCAAGAAAGAGAAGGGAAUGACCUUUUUACCUACGACAGUGUCUGGCCUUAGAGGAGAAGAGAGGAAGGAGAAGGGGGUGGCGUUUCUUGCUACAACGGAGCUGCCUGCAAGGUCAAUCGAUCUUUCCGCACUUAACCUGACGGAGCUUGUGAAUGGGAUGUUGAGUAGAGCAUUAAAAGAUAGCAAGAAGUUCUUCUCCUUGCUGAGUGUCACUUCCUACAGUUCCUUCGCCUUCCACAAGUUUUCUGUAGCUGUUUACAACAUUUCUAACCUGAAGACGGUGGAUCCCGCCAAAUUCCCUACAAGGUAUUGCUACUGUUUAAACAAUCGGACCAAUGACUUAUCAGAUUUUACAGCUCUACUGGUAGAUAUCAUUGGAAAUUCCACCAGCUACCUCACAGAGAUUUUUAAGUCAACCUCCAUCCUCUCAGUGAGUCAAAGCAAUGCAUCAGAUUGCAUCUUCAUCUGUGUGAUGACAGGAAAGUCAGGAAGGAAUCUUUCUGACUUCUGGGAGAUGGAGGAAAAAUACCCCAUUAUCAAUUACACAUUUACCAGCGGCAUGUCUGGUGUGCUGGGUGCAGCUACCAGGGGAACUGCCAGGACUUCAAAGCCCACAACCAAAAGCCAGAAAACACUGCCAAGUACAAGCCCCCGACGCUGGGCCCAGAGCACACCCUGGGCAUCUGCUCUGAGGACCUCUCCCUGGAUAAAGACAGCUGCUCCUUCAGAAAGAGGGGAGACCCUGAGCACAGACAGGCCUCCUGAGCUUCCUGCCAGGGCCACGGCCACAUGGGUCAGUGCCUCCCAUACUCUCCCAGCCUUGGCUACCAGGAGGGUGGCCAGAACUCAGUGGGUGACCGUUGACAGACAGACAUGGGCUUCCAUAUCGUCCGUGCCCUGGGCUCAGAUCAUCAGUGAGAAAAAACCUGGAGGGUCUCCCUGGGAAACUCGUUCUCCCCCACCGACUACUGCAGGGGCCGAGGAAGUCAUGUACACUACGAGCCUUUUGGCGCCUCCUGCUGGGAUAAUGGCCACAACUGGCAGCCCAUCCCAGGACAGCCCUACCUCAGGAGCAUUCACCCAUGGCACACAGACUCCAAAUCCAACCAAGGCAACAGCCCCCAGAGAUCCACAAACAGGGUGUCCUCAGCCGCUCUUCAAGGUGGGAGCCAUGGCUGCCGCUCCUCUCACCCUGGCUAUUCAGAGGCUCAAUCCAUGCCUGAUGGAGCUGUGCCACUUCUUCCAGCAAUGCUUCUGCAUGGGCCAGAGGAGUCCCAGGACAGAGGACAUGAGAUACUGUCUUGAAAACUAUUCCUGGUUUCUGAAGAAUGCAACAUAUAUCUGUCAGAGGGUGAAAAGGGUGUCCCACUCGCACACCUUAAAGCAAAAAUGCCUUGAGAAUAUCUGCAAGUCUGUGUGA
This is a messenger RNA of Mandrillus leucophaeus (drill), 1521 nucleotides long. RefSeq names its product HERV-H LTR-associating 1 (gene HHLA1). The record is from RefSeq and is a predicted model, not a curated record. Bases 1 to 1521 code for a protein of 506 amino acids. Lineage: Eukaryota; Metazoa; Chordata; Mammalia; Primates; Cercopithecidae. The transcript is spliced from 15 exons.